This is a messenger RNA of Cebus imitator (Panamanian white-faced capuchin), 2076 nucleotides long. It is a transcript of the gene MLYCD, whose product is annotated as malonyl-CoA decarboxylase. Gene Ontology annotation, molecular function: malonyl-CoA decarboxylase activity. Gene Ontology annotation, biological process: positive regulation of fatty acid oxidation; acetyl-CoA biosynthetic process; malonyl-CoA catabolic process. The transcript is spliced from 5 exons. Gene Ontology annotation, cellular component: peroxisomal matrix; mitochondrial matrix. Bases 36 to 1517 code for a protein of 493 amino acids. Lineage: Eukaryota; Metazoa; Chordata; Mammalia; Primates; Cebidae. The record is from RefSeq and is a predicted model, not a curated record.
GCGGCGCUCCCCCUGGACAGCUGUCGUCCGGCGCCAUGCGAGGCCUCCGGCCAGGUCUGACUGCCAGGCGUCUCCUCCCGCUGCGGUUCCCUCCGCGGCCGCCCGGGCCCCGGCUGAUGAGCGGGCCGGCGGCCGGCGCCCUGGAGCGGGCCAUGGACGAGCUGCUGCGCCGCGUGGUGCCGGCGACGCCGGCCUACGAGCUGCGCGAGAAGACGCCGGCGCCCGCCGAGGGUCAGUGCGUGGACUUCGUGAGCUUCUACGGCGGCCUGGCCGAGACGGCCGAGCGGGCCGAGCUGCUGGGCCGCCUGGCGCGGGGCUUCGGCGUGGACCAUGGCCAGGUGGCCGAGCAGAGCGCCGGCGUGCUCCAGCUGCGCCAGCAGCAGCGGGAGGCCGCGGUGCUGCUGCAGGCGGAGGAUCGGCUGCGCUACGCGCUGGUGCCGCGCUACCGCGGGCUCUUCCACCACAUCAGCAAGCUAGACGGCGGCGUGCGCUUCCUGGUGCAGCUGCGGGCAGACCUGCUCGAGGCGCAGGCCCUCAAGCUGGUGGAGGGGCCAGACGUCCGGGAGAUGAACGGGGUACUGAAAGGAAUGCUGUCAGAGUGGUUUUCCUCCGGGUUCCUUAACCUGGAGCGUGUUACCUGGCAUUCACCCUGUGAAGUGCUGCAGAAAAUCAGUGAGUCGGAGGCCGUGCACCCUGUAAAAAGUUGGAUGGACAUGAAGCGCCGCGUUGGGCCCUACAGAAGGUGUUACUUCUUUUCUCACUGUUCCACCCCUGGGGAGCCCCUGGUUGUUCUGCAUGUGGCACUGACCGGUGACAUCUCCAGCAACAUCCAGGCAAUCGUGAAGGAAAGUCCUCCAUCAGAAACAGAAGAGAAAAGCAGAAUUGCCGCCGCCAUCUUUUAUUCUAUCAGUCUGACCCAGCAGGGGCUCCAGGGGGUGGAGCUGGGAACAUUCCUCAUAAAGCGAGUCGUCAAGGAGUUGCAGAGAGAGUUUCCUCACCUUGAGGUGUUUUCGAGUCUGUCGCCUAUACCUGGAUUCACCAAAUGGCUCCUGGGGCUUCUGAGCUCGCAAACAAAGGAGCACGGGAGGAAUGAACUCUUUACAGAUUUGGAAUGUAAGGAAAUCUCGGAGAUCAUAGGUGGCCCCAUUAACGAGACCCUCAAGCUCCGCCUCAGCAGCAGCGAGUGGGUGCAGUCCGAGAAGCUGGUGCGGGCGCUGCAGGCCCCGCUGAUGAGGCUGUGUGCCUGGUACCUGUAUGGGGAGAAGCACCGCGGCUACGCACUGAACCCUGUGGCCAACUUCCACCUGCAGAACGGGGCAGUGCUGUGGCGCAUCAACUGGAUGGCGGACAUGAGCCUCAAAGGCAUCACCAGCUCCUGCAGCCUGAUGGCCAACUACCGCUACUUCCUGGAGGAGACCGGCCCCAACAGCACCUCCUACCUCGGCUCCAAGAACAUCAAAGCCUCUGAGCAGGUCCUCAGCCUAGUGGCCCAGUUUCAGAAGAACAGCAAGCUCUGACAGUAAACCUCUCUUGAGUCACAUGGCUCCAGCUGAGAAGACAGUCAUCUUCUGGAGGGGCUGGGAGUUAUGAUGGAGCUUUCCAAGCAAAGCCAAAGUCGACUGUGUUCUCAGGCCUGCAUCCAGGCCACACUGUAAGGGCAGGCCUCAACUUUCCUUGCCCUGGGCAAGACAUGUGCCCAAUGCAAGAUAGUGAUGGGUGUGGGUCACACAGAUGGGUAGGUCGCUGUGCGGUCUCCAGAAGAUUCUGUCAUUGCCCUUGGCCUGACUCUCUGCCCUCGGAUGGUGCCGUGGCACCUCUGUCUUCAGGAACCUUCAGGAAGCUGUGCAGCCUCUGCCAUUGUCGUCCCAGGGGGAUCUGGCAGCCUCCCACUGACCAGGGCGAGUGGCCCAAAUGAGAACAGAUGUUCCUUCGUGCUCAUAGUGCUCAUAGAACAGAAGACGGCGGUGGUUGCUUUAGCCAUUUCUCUCCAUGCAGUGCAAAGGGAUAAAGGGCUGGGCUACACUUUCCCAGUUAAAUUCUGAAGCUCAUAAAUGUAUGAAAAGGUUUGUAACUUUG